Molecule: messenger RNA, 1452 nt
Organism: Aethina tumida (small hive beetle)
Lineage: Eukaryota; Metazoa; Arthropoda; Insecta; Coleoptera; Nitidulidae
Exons: 7
Coding region: 183-1379 (398 amino acids)
Source: RefSeq, a predicted model, not a curated record
UUUAUAUAUACAUGUCAAUAUUUAUAUUGUCGGAAUAGAUUGAUUUUUUUAUUAUCUAGCAAACCAGUGAACAAUUUUACAAUUUUUUAUUAUACUAGUGUGUAGAUCAUAAUAUAUACUACCAUUAAACGACUAGCGCAUAUUAUAUUAUUACAAUUAUUCAAGAAAAAACAUAUUAGGAUAUGUGGGUUUGCAGUAAAAAACUUAAAUCUAAACGUGACAGCGAAGGCCCAGUAUGUUCAAAGAAAAAAGUAACGAAACAUUUAAAAAAUGAAAUACUAAAAAAGACUGCUCUUAAAAAUUCUUCGUCUGACAUGGCUUCAGGAUUCUUGCAAGAUUAUGAAGAAAUAUUUGUCAGAAAUUCUAAGGACAAGAAUAUGAAUCAAGUGGAUAAGAGUUUAUUAUCGUCCGGUAGUGGUUUACCCAAGAGAACUGUAGGAGACAUAGAUGUGGAAGCUCUUAAUUUGAACAGCCCAUGGAGAGCGGCAAGCGGAAGCUUCAAAUCGUCAAAUGUUGUAGAUGAAGAAACUACAGAACAUACAGUCUUCAAUCUAAAUGCAUUUUACAAUGAAAUGCUUAUGGGCCUAAACAGUUUGCAUACUACUCCAGUCAUAGGAAACGCGGAGUCACAUUGUGAGGAAUUAGAAGAUUACGAAAAAAUAGAUGAAUAUCUAGACUUUGAAGAUUUAUCAUCAGAAUCUGACAACGAUAUAGCUCACAAAGACAUCAAAGACAGUAUUAAAAAGAUGGAAGAAGAACUUUCUGAGGCUGUUAAUAUUUACAAGGCUCAAAAGGCGGAAAGGAUUCAAGUUCAAAAUGAAAUGUGCAAGUCCAUAUCGGAAGAUUCGAAUGCAUGUGUAGAUCGUCGGUCACAAUUGUUUUUAAAUCUAUGCCAUUAUCAAGGUACAGAAAAAACAAAUAAUACAGAUACUGUAAAAUCUGCAGAUCAAGGAGAGCAAGGAGGCCGAAAGGGAAAUAAUAACGAUUACUUUAUUAAGAGGAACAUAGAGCUUGCAAAGAAGGGAAGCAUGGCCACUUACGCUCUUACUGAUGAACAAAAAUCUCAACUAAAUGAAAUACUUAGUGAUAUAGAUGAAAUAGAAGAUUCCGAAACUGAUGGUAAAGUACAUGAUAAUACGCAAAAUAAUUUAAAAGAGGAAGAAGGAGUUACUCAAGUAAAUGCAUUUAAAAUAACCAAUGAAGAUAAAAAAAGGUUGGACGAAAUUAACCAACGUUUGAAGAAUGUAGCUGAAAAUGAAGUGUGUGAUGAAGCCGAUGAGUAUAAGGAUAUGUCAACGUUUUGCCUAGAAAAUGCAUUAAAACAAAUAGACAAGAAACUGGCAGAUUUAUAUAAAAACUUCAACAAAACCUCCAUAUAAUAAGAUAAUUCAAUAUCUAUAUUACGCAUAUAUUAUACAUUUAUUUUAUUGAUAAAUAAAUGAUAUUUAAAAA